This is a messenger RNA of Fusarium odoratissimum NRRL 54006, 1119 nucleotides long. RefSeq names its product 50S ribosomal protein L2. Gene Ontology annotation, biological process: cytoplasmic translation. Gene Ontology annotation, molecular function: RNA binding; transferase activity; structural constituent of ribosome. Bases 1 to 1119 code for a protein of 372 amino acids. Gene Ontology annotation, cellular component: large ribosomal subunit; ribosome. The record is from RefSeq and is a predicted model, not a curated record. The transcript has 3 exons. Lineage: Eukaryota; Fungi; Ascomycota; Sordariomycetes; Hypocreales; Nectriaceae.
AUGCUUCAGUCCGGCCUUCAAUUUGCUGCUGCGCGGCAGAGCGCUUUGCGCAUGGCUCUGAACCGAUCGCUGCCUCGGACAUAUGCAACUAUCAGACGUUCUAACGAGACCACCGCCAGCCCGAAAGAACUCGCUGAGAACCCCGAGAGUCAAUCUGCUAUCUUGCGAGUCUAUAAGCCCCGAACGCCUGGUGUGAGACAUCUCAAGCGACCUAUCAACGAUCAUCUCUGGAAAGGACGACCUUUCCUUCCCUUAACAUUCCCUAAGAAGGGCCAAGCAAAGGGUGGCCGAAAUGUGUCUGGUAGAAUCACCGUGCGACACCGAGGUGGUGGUGCAAAGAGAAGAAUAAGAACGGUUGACUUCCUCCGCAACCGACCAGGACCUCACCUGGUGGAACGCAUUGAAUACGACCCAGGACGGAGUGCGCACAUUGCUCUCGUCACUGAGAAGGCUACCGGACGUCACACUUAUAUUCUUGCCGCUGAUGGUUUGAGGUCUGGGGAUAUUGUCCACAGCUACCGUGCCGGUAUUCCUCAAGAUCUACUUGACAGCAUGGGCGGUAUUAUCGAUCCCGGUAUUCUAGCUGCGAAGACUGCCUUCCGUGGUAAUUGUCUACCUAUGCACAUGAUUCCUGUUGGGACUACAGUAUUUGCUGUGGGGUCCGCAGCUAGACGUGGCGCCGUAUUUUGUCGUAGUGCUGGCACCUCAGCUGUGGUUGUCAACAAGAACGAGGAGACGAAAGACGACGGUACUAGGGUCAUGACCGGCAAGUACGUUGAGGUUAGACUCCAGAGCGGUGAAGUUCGACGAGUGAGCAAGGACGCUUGUGCGACCAUCGGCGUUGCUAGCAACAUUCACCACCACUAUCGCCAGCUGGGCAAGGCUGGACGAAGCCGGUGGCUCAACAUUCGACCUACCGUCCGUGGUGUUGCCAUGAACAAGGUCGACCAUCCUCACGGUGGUGGUAGAGGUAAAUCGAAGGGUAAUCGUCACCCUGUCUCUCCUUGGGGUGUUCCCACCAAGAGUGGUUACAAGACCCGACGUAAGCACAACAGAAACAAGUGGGUUGUGGUACCUCGACCUCGAAACAACGGAAAGCGCCGAGACAAGGCCAAUUAA